Molecule: messenger RNA, 6410 nt
Organism: Terrapene triunguis (Three-toed box turtle)
Lineage: Eukaryota; Metazoa; Chordata; Testudines; Emydidae
Gene: TBC1D32
Product: TBC1 domain family member 32
Exons: 34
Coding region: 80-3988 (1302 amino acids)
Biological process (GO): non-motile cilium assembly
Source: RefSeq, a predicted model, not a curated record
GCGAGUUGCUAAGGGCCGGAGCUUCCGCGAGCGGUUGGGGGGAAGCGACGCUGGAGUCCCCGCCGUUGCCACAAGACAGAUGUCUCAUUUCUCUUGUGAAGAUGAAGCUCUGUUACAAUCUAUGCUCAGACAAUUACUGCAGAAUGUGAAGGAAAAAAUCACAGGAGCACCAUCAGUGGAAUGUGCCGAAGAGAUUCUUUUACAUUUGGAAGAAACGGAUGAAAAUUUUCACAACUAUGAAUUUGUGAAAUACCUUAGACAAUACAUAUGUAGCACUCUGGGCUCUGUGAUUGAAGAAGAAACAGAAAAAUGUACCUCUGCUCAAAAUCAGGGUGAAGGAUCUGGUUAUGACACUCUUGUCCAACAUGUUACAAAGAAGACUCGGGAAUCAAAAGAGUACAGAGAAAUGAUGCAUUCCUUGAAGAAUGUCAUGAUGGUGGUGGUGGAAUCUCUGAUUAACAAAUUUGAAGAAGAUCAGAUGCGUAAUAAGGAGAUGCAUAGGAAAACCAAGAAAGAGCAACAUAGUGCUUACUAUACGGACAACUGCUCUGAUAGUGACUCAUCUUUCAAUCAGAGUUAUACAUUCAUGAAUCAAGAACAAUUACAGCUACUUGUGGAAAGGCUUGACCCUGCUCAACCUAAAGAGGUGCGCCAGGAAGCAAUGCAGACAUUGUGUUCUGCGCCUCCCUCUGAUGUACUAAACUGUGAGAGUUGGUCUAAUUUGCGUAAACAUCUGACAAUGUCUCUCUCGGAUCCUGAUUCCACGUUCAGUGACAAAAUUUUGAGAUUCUAUGCAAAGACCUUUUCAUCUUCUCCACUAAAUAUGACAAGGGAAGUCUAUACAAGCUUAGCGAAACACUUAGAAUUGUACUUUCUUUCUGGAGAAAAUUGUGUUCCUACUAUUUCAGAUGGUAUAGACAUAACUAACCCAGAAAUAAUUCGUUUACUUAAAAAGGUGCGUCUUCUAAAUGAGUACCAAAGAGAGGUUCCCUCUUUCUGGAUUCGUCAUCCAGAAAAGUAUAUGGAAGAAAUAGUUGAGAGUACCUUAUUGCUGUUGUCAGUAAAACAUGAGCAAAGACACCUUGUCUCUCCAAAACUUUUGGAUCCAGUCUACUUCUUGGCUCUGCUUGAUAUCAAAGCUGUGUGGUUUAAAAAAUGGAUGCAUGCAAAUUAUAGCAGAACAGUGGUGCUAAGGCUCCUUGAAAAGAAAUAUAAAUCUCUGAUUAAUGCAUCUGUUCAACAGUGUGUUUACUACUUUGAAUCAUGUGAAUCAGCAGUUGAUGCAACUUCUAGAGUUAAUGUUUUGCCCCAGCAGUACAGCAGCAAUAACCAGAAGACUUUCUACUCAGGACAAGAAUUACAGUAUAUCUAUUUUGUUCAUUCACUGUGCCUUUUAGGAAGAUUGUUGAUAUAUAAACAAGGCAGAAACCUGUUUCCUGUACAGCUGGAAAAUAGAAAAGAUUUCAUAUCCCUAACCGACCUGUUGGUACUAUUUAUUCGAUUUAUUUAUUGCUCUCCCACUUGCCCAAAGACAACUCUGACAGUGCACACAGGCAAUUAUUCUCCAGCAAUCCUUGUUACAGAGGUGCUACAAACUCUGUGUGACCGAACUGAAUGUGCUACUGAAUGUUUAUAUUCUAAUAUGGUGAUAGAUGCACUUCUUCAUCCCAUUCAUAAUUUACUGAAUGGAACAGAGAUGUAUAUAAAUUGCCCUGAAACCUCUUUAAUACAUAUAGCUGAUAUUUUGGCAAGGAUUGCUGCUGUAGAAGAUGGCCUUUCUCUUAUCCUUUAUGGAGGAAACAUGAACUCUGCCAAAAAGGAUAGUCUUACAGCAGCUCAUACAAUUGUUCAAUUUACAAAGAAACUCCUUGAUGAAAAUAUUUCUGUUUUGUCUGGAACCGAGAUGUUGCCAGCCCUUAAAGGAGCUUUCAUUUUUGUGUGUCGUCAGAUGUAUGGUACUUGUGAAGGUCUGCAGGUGCUGAUUCCUUAUGGUUUGCAUAAAUCCAUUGCUGACGCUUGGAAGAAGGCUAGUUCACUUUCAGAAAGGAUUCCUACUCCUGUACCUGGGGCAGACUCCAUUUCAUCAGGAAAUCAAGAGUCACAAAACAUUAUGGUAUGGGAAGAGACUUUAUUAGAUGAUUUAUUAAACUUUGCUGCUACUCCAAAAGGUCUUCUUCUGCUUCAGAAUACAGGAGCCCUCAAUGAAUGUGUAACCUUUAUGUUCAGCAGAUUCUCAAAAAAACUCCAGGUGAGUGGAUGUGAAAGGUUUGGUUAUGGAGUGAUGGUUACACAAAUGGCAGCGACAUCUCCAGGUGCAGUAGCUCUGCAGCGUUCAGGGUUUAUAAAAGCACUUAUAACUGAAUUAUGGGCUGUUCUGGAGUGUGGAAGAGAUGAUCUUAGAGUAACUCACCCCAGUUCUACUCCAGUAGAUCCUAUUGACCGAAGCUGUCAGAAGUCUUUUCUAUCGCUGGUAAAUUUGCUAUCCUAUCCUGCUAUUUAUGAACUGAUAGGUGAUCAGGAGAUACCAAAUAAACCAGAAUAUUCUCUCCGUGAAGUUCCUACAAAUGUUAUUGAUGUAAUUGACAGACUUAUAAUUUUGAAUUCAGAAGCUAAAAUUCACUCCUUAUUCAAUUAUGAACAAUCACACAUCUUUGGUCUGAGGUUGUUAAGUGUGCUGUGCUGUGAUCUAGAUACACUUCUACUUUUAGAGUCUCAAUAUAAAGUAUCCCAAGUGCUUCUAAAUGCCCAGAAGGAGAACAUCAUAGAAUCUUCUGAAGGACCUGGAAAUUUUAUAAUUGAUGGGAUAUCGGUAGAGACAAACCAUAUUCUUGUUAGGAUAAAUUUUAUGGGAGGACCAGUGGAACGGAUUUUGCCUCAAAGAGUACUAAAUAAGGGCACUGAUCCAUAUCCCUGGCCAAUGUUUUCAUCAUACCCCUUGCCAAGGUGCUAUUUUUCAGAAGCUCCUAAGAAAGCUGAUUUUAGACAAGAUAGUGAUCUCAACAAGCUGUUGGCAUCCUUAAAAAAUCCAGAAAAACAGCCAGUGUGGAUUGAAAACUGUAGAAGACAGUUUUGCAAAAUCAUGAAAGCCAAACCUGAUGUCAUCAGUGGAACCAUUUUGGCAGAAUUAAUUGAAAAGUUUGUGUUGCAUCUUUCUGAAAACCCAUCAGAAUGUUACUUCAGCACUGAAGAAUAUGAAGCUGAUGAUGCAAAUGUGAAGAAUGAAAGCCUUUCAUCUGUGCAGCAGCUUGGCAUUAAAAUGACAGUCAGGUAUGGUAAAUAUUUAAAUUUGCUGAAAGAUGGUGCUGAAAAUGAUCUGUGCCUGGUGUUAAUGCACUGUGACAAAUUUCUGAAACAACAGCAAACAUCUGUACAGUCCUCACUUCGUUGUCUGCAGGAAGGUUAUGCUGGCUAUGACUGGUUUGCAUCGUCUGUAUUUCUGAUAAUGUCAGGAGAGAGAGAGAAAACAUUAACAUUUCUUCAGCAAUUUUCCAGUCUUCUCAUCUCAGCAUUUCUCUGGCUGCGAAGACUGCAUGUUUCUGUACACCUACCUAUUGACACAGCAGAAUCUGGCAUCCACCCCAUCUAUUUUUGCAGUGCUCACUACAUUGAGAUGUUGCUGAAGGCUGAGUUGCCACUUGUCUUUUCAGCUUUCCACAUGUCUGGUUUCACUCCAUCACAGAUUUGUCAGCAGUGGCUAGCUCAGUGUUUCUGGAAUUACUUGGACUGGAGUGAGAUCUGUCACUACAUUGCUACAUGUAUUUUCCUUGGUCCUGAUUAUCAGAUCUAUAUGAGUAUAUCUGUGUUCAAACAUCUUCAGCAAGAUAUUCUGCAGCACACACAGACCCAAGAUCUACAGGUUUUUCUCAAAGAAGAAGCACUCCAUAGAUUUCGAGUGAGUGAUUAUUUAGAAUACAUGGAAAGCUUGGAGGCAACCUACAGGCCAGUGUUGCUGAGAGACAUGAGGAACAUUAGAAUGCAGAGCACAUAGAUCAAGCAAACAAGCAUUUCAUCUUCAAGCUUUAGUUAAGUUCUGAAAGGGAAUGCCGAUUGUUUUAUAUCAGUCUUCAUAAAAAUUCAUGCUGUGGAAAUACACAUAUGUUAAAAUCCAUAAUAAAGUUUUCAGAAUAUAGGUUUUUCAAGGGGACAUCAUCUGAAUUGGAUCAACUGAAAAAUAAUUAAUUUUUCCAGCCAUACUGUAUGUAUUGCCUUAUUUUUAUUUGGUAGAUUGCUUGAGAAUCUGCCCUUAGCUGACGUCAGGGUCUUGUUUGUAUUCUCUGGAAACUGUUCCCAAACUAAUACAUUUUGGUCAUCUCCUACCUACACCAUCACACCUAAAACUUUAAAAUUCUGCACAGGUCUGGCAAUAAGAAGCAGUACUGAGAAUAAUCACUUGGGUAUCCUGUAUUUAUGUGAAUGGGGAUGAGCAAAAGCAAAGCAGCUUUCCUGGAUGCAGCUGAUCUGACCUUGUGGUUUGGCUGAGGAAGAAUAGUUAAAUCCAAGUGGAACAAAGGACUGAUACUGCCCUCAGCCAUAAUGGUUUUAAAAAUAUUUCUAUACCAUAAAUAUAUAUUUGUAAUCUUAUAUGCUAAUUUUAUAUUCUCAGAAUGGAUAAAUGGGAAGGCAGAUUACUAAAAUAUGCAUUAUUCAGUACAGUCAUUUUAUUGAUUGGCUUGACUUGUACAUAUUACCCUUAUAUAAAACCUUGCACUAAUAAAAGCAAGGUAAUUCUGAGGUAAAUAAAUGAACAGUGUGGAUUACUCUUCUGUCCGAUCUGGAGUCAACUUCAGAAAACAUGUCAAAGAUGAGUGUGACAUCAAUUCUGGAAAUUAGUGAUUCAUUUGUGUUUUUAUACAAUGAUUGAUUUCAACAUUCUGAAAUGUGUGUUUUGGUGUGUAUAAGCCUGGGUUUCUGAAACAGAAGUCAAAAUAAUUUUGUUAUGUAUCACUAAUACAAAAAAUGGCAAUUAAUCUAAAAUACUUUUUGCAAAACAAAUGUUCAUUAAGGUUCAUUUACUUGUUUUAUCUUUUCUGUUCAUUGUGACUUCAGACAGUUGAAAUACUGACUUGAAAAUUGGAGUAUAUAAAAAUAAUUCCAUUACAAUGUAACCUAUAGUUCUGUUAUUACAAUAGCAUGGCAAGUCUAUAAAAAAAAAUUCAGUGAGUUAGCUUGACAUACUGGACUUUUUGCCCCAACUGAUAUGAAUUUAACAAAGGAGUCCUAAAAAUGGUACUAAAAGCACAAGAACUACUUUAAAAUUACAUUUUCCAAACUUGUUUCCCAAUGUAUAAUAUAAGUUUAUGGUUCCCUUUCUUUCCAUUAUACUGGUGAGUUAUUGUAUUUGGUGUAGAGAAUCUUGCAGUGCUUUGUUACUGUUUUUAAAAAGCUGCAUCACAAUAACAAGAAAAACUGAAUAGAAAAAAGGGGCUAUAAAUUAAUUUUGAAACGCUCUCUCCCUCUCUUGACUGGGAUCUGAGGAAAGAUGAAGCAGGUAACAAUUACACUGCAGAAAUCUGAAUUCAUCUUAUGCUGAGAGGCCAAAUUUUAUGUCACCAGGGAAAGUCUUGUGACUAAAUAUACAACAGUUUGAUUAGUUGACAACAGUUGUUAAGUGUGCCAACUACUGAGAGUCUUUUUCACCUUAAUUUUGUACCGUACACAUCCUCUGAUUUUAACAACUGAGUCAAGACCAAAAAUGAAUGUCCAACAGUUUCUUGGAUUUCUAAGACUUAAGUACCAUGUAGUUAUGAACGAAGGCUUGUGCUUUCCUGGAAUAGCAAAGGAAUUGGAUUUUCAGUGCUUACCUGCUGGUAAGAUCCCAAAGGCUCUCACAGCUGGGAUGCUGCCCCAGGUAUCAAAGGGAGGAGACAAAGCAGAGCACUGUUCAGCUACUCCAUUGAAUUUGAGAUAUACAGAUUUGUGCUCUGUGCAGACUCACUAGCAACAGCCAUUGCUCUCCACCCUUCCUGUAACUAUGUGGGUUACUCAUAUGUCCAUAGUGAACAUGAGGUUAUAGAGUCUCCUUUGGCUGGUUCUCCAUUGCCUUCCCCAUUAACAUAUUAGAAAGAUGGUAUUUUGGCUACAUCUUGCCCUAGCAUGCUGGGAGAAGAUUGAGUGCUAAAUGUUCAUUUUUGCUAGUGUGUUUAUAGGUGAUGUACUCUGGUCAAUAUUUGCUCACUUUCAUUCCACAGUGAUAUCUAAGAGAAGAGUUUGCACCUGUACUUAGAACAGGAAAUGACUGUGGGGCAAGCUAGCAAAUGCUGACUUGUCAAAGGCUAAGUGGGUAUGCAUGGAUGUGCUUGCAUAUGCAGAAGAUGAACUCUAAUUGGAACUUUAUUCAUGUACAUCAGUAGGAGGAGGUCAUUAUUUUAUCUCAUUUAAAUUCAGAAAUGUAACUUGAAUGUACCAAUUUA